AUGGUGAAUGGAUCCGUUUUGAUACUUCAAUAUCUUUGUCAGAUCGUCCGCUGCCCUAUGCGAACCUACGCAAAACCCUAAACCCUGCUGAGAUGUGGCGUUUUGGUCUCACCCGGGGUCAGUCCGCCGCACACGGCGCUGCCCCUCGCCUCCUUCCCUCCUACUUCUUGACCGCCACCUGCGGUAUCCUCGCCCGCUCGUACGGCCUGAUCCCAAUGGUGAUUGAGCAAACUUCGCGCGGCGAACGCGCCUACGACAUCUUCUCCCGUCUCCUCAAGGAGCGGAUUGUAUGCAUCAACGGCCCCAUCUCCGAUGAGACCGCUUCAGUCGUGGUCGCCCAGCUGCUUUUCCUCGAGUCCGAGAACCCCUCGAAACCCGUUCACCUCUACAUCAACUCGCCAGGCGGCGUCAUCACCUCCGGUCUAGCUAUCUACGAUACCAUCCAGUACAUACGGUCUCCGGUCACGACCCUCUGCAUCGGCCAGGCCGCGUCCAUGGGUUCCCUUCUCCUCGCCGCCGGUGCCCCUGGCGAACGCCGCGCCCUCCCCAAUUCCCGCAUCAUGGUACAUCAGCCUUCUGCCUCUGGUAUUGGUGGUCAGGCCGCGGAUAUUGCCAUCCAUGCCAAGGAGAUCAUUAAGAUGCACGAGAGGCUCAAGGCCAUAUACAAUAAACACACCGGGCAACCACUUGAAAAGAUCGAGAAGUUCCUUGACCGGGAUACAUACUUGUCACCGGAGGAGGCCAAGGAAUUCAAACUAGUUGAUGAGGUCAUCGAGCACCGGCCACUGGCGCUGGUGACAGAUGCUAUUGGUGGUGAGAGUGGUGGUGGUAGCAACGGCAGUGGGGAACAUUCUGGUGGUGAGGGAAAGGAGCAGAGUUAGGUAUGGAAUUGGUUUCCUUAUCCAAUAUAAUGAGAACGUUUGAUCCUACUUUGUGAUCCUGUCUCGAUAUUCAUUUCUUCUUCUGAUUACUUUCAUGAGUUGAGCUUGAAACUUGAAUAUAAUUCAAUCAAGGCAUGGUGUAGUCUUAUCACCUUGUCAAAUUGCUUUAUAGCUUCGUAUUCUAUCUAAACUCUUUUACUACUUAUUGAAGCAAAAUUUUGAUAGUUGAAGUGUUAUCUACAGAUUUGUAUU
Dendrobium catenatum is the source of this 1133-nucleotide messenger RNA. RefSeq names its product ATP-dependent Clp protease proteolytic subunit. The transcript has a single exon. The record is from RefSeq and is a predicted model, not a curated record. NCBI's taxonomy places the organism in Eukaryota, Viridiplantae, Streptophyta, Magnoliopsida, Asparagales, Orchidaceae. The coding region runs from base 93 to 881 and encodes 262 amino acids. Gene Ontology annotation, cellular component: endopeptidase Clp complex. Gene Ontology annotation, biological process: protein quality control for misfolded or incompletely synthesized proteins. Gene Ontology annotation, molecular function: ATP-dependent peptidase activity; ATPase binding; serine-type endopeptidase activity.